UAAUGAAGCACUUCGGCGCUCAUCCCAGACAGCAUUUCGUUUUGGGGACAGUCAAUUCCUUCGCCGCCAUCCCCAUGUUGUCGAAGAGCAUUCAACGAUUGUCGCGAAGCUAUGCUUCCAAGGCCGCUCCUUCCUCAUUUCCUGCGUAUGUCUUGAAUGCGCCCGCAACGGAAGUGACGACGUUGGCCAACGGCCUCCGCGUCGCGUCAGAAGGUGGCCAUGGCGAAACGGCCACCGUCGGUGUCUGGAUCGGUGCCGGCUCCCGCUACGAAACGGAAGCAAACAACGGGGCCGCGCACUUCUUGGAACACAUGGCCUUCAAGGGCACGGCCAAGCGCACCCAGCAACAAUUGGAAGUAGAAAUCGAAAACAUGGGUGGCCACUUGAACGCGUACACGUCGCGCGAACAAACCGUGUACUACGCCAAGGUGUUCAAGAAGGACGUCCCCCAAGCGUUGGAUAUCCUGUCGGACAUCUUGCAAAACUCGAAGCUCGACGAAGCUGCCAUCGAACGCGAACGUGAUGUCAUCUUGCGUGAAAUGGAAGAAGUGAACAAGCAGCAAGAAGAAGUCAUUUUUGACCGUUUGCAUGAGACCGCGUUCCUCGGCAACGGCUUGGGCCGUACCAUCUUGGGCUCUGAAGCCAACGUUCGCAGCUUGACCAAGGGCGACCUCCAAGACUACAUCGCCACCCACUACACCGCUCCCCGAAUGGUGAUUGCCGGUGCCGGCGCCGUCGACCACCAGCAAUUGGUCGACUUGGCUCAGCAUUCCUUCGGCAACUUGCCCACGGAACCCCGUGUGCCCGUGCCUGAGUUCGGACCCGUCAAGUUUGUCGGUUCGGACAUCCGAAUUCGCGACGACGACCUGCCUUUGGCCCACGUCGCGAUUGGUUUCGAAUCGUACGGCUGGACGUCGGAGAACUCGUUCCCGUUGUUGGUCAUGCAAACUUUGUUGGGCAGCUGGGAUCGCACGUCGAGCGCUGGCUUGAACGCGUCGUCCAAGCUGAGUCAAGUCGUGGCCGAGCAAGAGUUGGCUCAUUCGUUCAUGACCUUCAACACGUCGUACCAAGACACUGGUAUCUUCGGCGUGUACGCUGUCGCCGACAAGUACAAGUUGAACGACUUGACGUGGUACGUGAUGGAAUCGCUGGUCCGCUUGGUCCACAAGACGUCGGACGACGAAGUCGAACGCGCCAAGACCCAGUUGAAGGCGUCGAUCCUCAUGCAAUUGGACGGGUCGUCUGCCGUCGCGGAAGACAUUGGCCGCCAAUUGUUGGUGUACGGUCGCCGCUUGACUCCGGCCGAAAUCUUUGCGCGCAUUGACGCCGUCGACGCCGCCGCUGUCCGCAAGGUUGCCGACGAUGUCAUCAACGACAAGGAACACGCGUUGGCCGCCGUGGGUCCGAUCCACGAAUUGCCCGACUACAACUUCAUCCGCCGCCGUUCGUACUGGGUGUCGCGUUAAGGUUCGCACGCCUCCAUGUGAACAAAUUAAACCACACCACCACACGUCGUUGGAUAUUAGACAUCGUAAUUCUUGUGCUCCUUGUGCUCGAGUGACUGUUUGCAGUCUCCUCCUUCCUCUGUCGCUCUCGUCCAACGCGAUGUCCUGUGUCAGGGCUGUGCUAGCUCUGCUUCGACACUGCUACCAGAGUGCCACCGCGCUCACGUCUGCGGUGCCAUUUCGUCGAACCGAAGCAACGCUGGCUUGACCCACGAGCUCUCUCCCGUUUUCAAGUUGUAGUAAUAACAUGUCUGCGAGUCCGCGUCGACGAACUUUUGGUACGUUGAGGCAAUCAAAGUCGCAAGUCGCCGUCGCGCGAGCCGCACACGAUAUAUCCCUUGAAGCUUGGUGGCCGCAGCUUCCCGUUGCCGCGGAGUAUUGAGACCCGUCAGAAAUGCCUUGGCAUCGCCCUCUUUGCGACGACGUAAACGCGGGAACUGGUCUGCGAGAUCGCUGGUGCCCAAGAGCACCGGCUUGGUCCAUUGACUCUGGCCUGUCUUGGAGUUGUAGUAAUAAUACUGUUGCGAGUCGGCAUCCAAGACCUUUUGGUACGUUUGGGCAAGGACGUGACGAAGGUGGCGGCGGGCAUUGCGAACGCGAUAGAGAGACUGGAUUUUCAUCGCGGCGACGUCGACUCGGCGAGACGUAGGCAAGGCUGAAUAAUCCGUUGGGGGGCUGGGGUUGGUCGCAGGGCCGCCCCUCACCGUCAAGGCUGCACGCACUGGAUUGGGAAUGUCAGCAUCGCCCAGCAGCCUCGGUUUGGUCCAGUGGCUCUCUCCCGUCUUGGCGUUGUAGUAGUAGCACAUGUUCGUGUCUGCGUCGAACACUUUUUGGUACGUCUGGGCGAUCAGAACGUGCAGGCGACGGCGCGCGUUGCGAGUUCGAUACAGCCCUUGAAUUGUGACAGCAGCAACUUCCAUCCGUCGACUUGUUGGGAGUCUGGCAAGGGUGCAGCUGCCGUCCUUCAACUUCUUGUAUGUCUGUCGGGGGGUUGGAGUGGUGGAGCUCAGCGCCACUGGAAUGUCGCCCGACCCGAGCAGUGUGGGCUUGACCCACUGACUUGAGUUGGUUUUGGUGUUGUAGUAGUAGCAUUGGUUGGUUUCUGGAUCGAAGACCUUUUGAUACGACUGGGCAACUAGCAACUUGAGCUUGUUCGUGGCGGCUUUCUUUCGAAACAAGCUUUGGAUCUUCACUGCAGCCGCCUCCAGUCGACGCGGGGCGUCCAGGUUACCAAGUCGAUUCAGUGGGGGGGUCAUCUUCGGCGUGCUGCACGACCCGGCGUACUUCCACAGCCUUGGCGGGGUCCACUGGCUCGUUUGAGUCUUUGCGUUGUAGAAAAACACCAUGUUCGUCGUCGGGUCCACGCACUUUUCAAAUGAAGUCGCCACGAGCAACUGCAGUCGCCGCUUGGCCUGGCGGGAGCGACACAACGCCUGAAGCUUCGUUGCCGCAGCAUUUCGCUGGGAUGCCGCAGCCUGCUGUUUGUUCACCACCACUCGCUGGACCUCAACAAGCACACAGCGCCAUUUCGUCUUCAGUCGGCGGUACCAUCCCUGGAUGCGUGUGGCCGCUGCGACUAGGCGCUCAGGUGGGUGGGGACUCGAAAAGACGUGGAAUGGCAAACGAUAUACACCAGUACUGGAAUCGCCAACAAAUUCCAACUGCGGCUGCGUUGCUUUGACUUUGCGAUCGUACACGUAGAAAAACUGGCCGGGAAACACGUCGUGGGGGCGCUUCACGUAGCGAUAUCGAAUAUAUCCCCUGCAGACUUUGAUGCGGAGUUGAGUCUGUGCAAACCGGCGCUGGCGGUGGCGGCGAAACCACAGCGAAAUGCGGCAUGCCGCGGAUGCUCGACGUAAGCGACCUUGCGCUUCAUCCGCAGCAAUGCGCUCGAUCUGAUGUUUCGUGGUUGUGACAGCGUAAUCAGUUUGAGCGAGCUGACUCAAGUGGUCGCGCACUCUCUGGAGUGCUGCCUUGUCUCGACCGAUCGCGCGUUCGAGUUCCCGCUUCGUUUGACAAGCAAAUUUGAACACGUCGUCGUUUUGAAACGCGUGGGCUUGGGCUUGAGCUUCGACGUGGGCAAGGAUUUGAGUGUUGGCGACGAUGUCGGCCGCGAGCAUGGCGUCUUUCGCCUUGAGCUCCGCGAUAGCUUUCUCCAGCGUCGGUCCCCACACUAGGUUGAUUCGAGGUGUGGGCAAUAUUGCAUUGGGGGUCGACCCUUUUGCAUUUUCGAUGCGCGGGGAACGAGUGAGUAGAGGCAGCGAUGCCACGUCGCGGGGACGUAUGUGCGACUGGCGUCGUUGCGGUUGAGUCAGGUGGCUGACGACUUGAUCUUCUUCUCUCUGGUUUUCGUUGGGCUCGGCCUCGCGAUGUGGUUUGGUUGUUUGCCCCGUGAGACUGAUGCUUGGAAGUGCUUGACUGCCCCAAAACCAUGCUUGAGUCGACGACGACUCGGGUGUAAUCCCACAUUGUUUGACCGUUGUUCGCUUGACCUCCUUGGGUUUCGACCGUUUGGUGGCUUUUUGUAAAUGCAGCUUCUGACCGCAUUGAUCGCAAAACUUGAAAGUCAUGGGACAAACGGCAUGGCACUUACGACAGUCGAUGGAGCGUUCUCGUCCAUCCUCUUUGGCGGCUGCUUUGUGACCCAUGCAUGUGUGGAAUGCCCAUCACAUC
Aphanomyces invadans is the source of this 4178-nucleotide messenger RNA. RefSeq lists its product as hypothetical. The annotation marks the transcript as partial. Gene Ontology annotation, cellular component: mitochondrion. The transcript is spliced from 2 exons. Gene Ontology annotation, molecular function: metal ion binding; metalloendopeptidase activity. The record is from RefSeq and is a predicted model, not a curated record. Gene Ontology annotation, biological process: proteolysis. NCBI's taxonomy places the organism in Eukaryota, Oomycota, Saprolegniomycetes, Saprolegniales, Verrucalvaceae.